AUGAACGUCUACAUACCAUCGACAUUGCUGUUGAUUGUGAGUUACGUCACACUGUACUUUAGGGUCGGGAUAUUCCAAGCCAGGGUGUUGGGGUCCCUGACGGCGAUGCUGGUUAUGGCUACGCUGUUCACCCAGGCGUCCUCCCACCUCCCGAAGACGUCCUACUUCAAAAUGGUUGACGUGUGGCUCUUGACGUGCAUCGUCGUCAUCUUCAUCGUCAUCGUCUUCCACGUUAUGAUCGACAGGGCGUUCGAGAGGGCCGAGAAAUCCCUUUCUGCGUCUCCUCCUGCAGGGUUAUUGGAGAAACAAGUCACAAGAAUACAUCCUUCAGGAGUAAGUUCGACCUUAGCCUCCUCCAAGGACCCGAGGAGCACCUUCGUGUCCACCAGCAGGAGUAACAGCAUCCAGUUCCGCCCUCGGGAAAGGGCGCCCCUCUACAAGAACUUGGUCCUUGGCGCCCGGGUGGUCAUCUUCGUGGCUCUUCUGGUCUUCAACUUAGUCUAUUGGGCUAUUGUUCUUGUGAACUAA
Penaeus indicus is the source of this 528-nucleotide messenger RNA. RefSeq names its product glycine receptor subunit alpha-2-like. The transcript is spliced from 2 exons. Gene Ontology annotation, biological process: monoatomic ion transmembrane transport. The record is from RefSeq and is a predicted model, not a curated record. Gene Ontology annotation, molecular function: transmembrane signaling receptor activity; monoatomic ion channel activity. Gene Ontology annotation, cellular component: membrane. NCBI's taxonomy places the organism in Eukaryota, Metazoa, Arthropoda, Malacostraca, Decapoda, Penaeidae. The coding region runs from base 1 to 528 and encodes 175 amino acids.